AUGGUCGCAGCGCGCCACGCCACGCCGUGGGCCGCACCCGUGCGAGCUGAGGACCAGGGAGAACCAGGACGACGACGACGACGGAGGAAGGACGAGGAGGAGGCAGAAAAGGAGCCUUGGGGAGCCGGAUGGUCGUCGCACCAGAAAUCCUGCUGCAGCGACAGAGUAUACAAAAGGUUACCAAUCGUGGUGCCAACCCACGCCACGGAGAGCAAAGAGCAACCCCUGGCUCUCCUGCGCCAAGCGGCCAAAAAAAUCAUGGCCCGACCGCACGCGGAGGCGAGGAACGGUGCGCGAAACACUCGUCUCUGGACGAGGCUCUCGGGGCAGGAGAAGGAGUGUGGGUGA
This is a messenger RNA of Prorocentrum cordatum, 348 nucleotides long. The record is from the annotation of a GenBank genome assembly. Lineage: Eukaryota; Dinophyceae; Prorocentrales; Prorocentraceae.